GCGGCCGCUCCUCCCCACUGCGCACAGCGGCGUCUUCCGGGCCGGCACGCCGGCGAUGAUGGUGCAUUCGGUGAGAAACCGGCAGCAGCCCUUCAGCGGCUGGUCUCGCUCCACUCGCCAGACGUCGACGUCGACGACCACCUCGCAGUUCCUCGAGGCGCAGAAGCCUCGGUCGAUGGCGGCCGCGUGGAUCGACGGCGGCGUCCCGCGGUGGGUGACGCUGGUCGACGAGGUCCUCUUUGUCGUCGCGUCGGCCGCCUUCAUCAAAGGCUCGCUCGACUUCUUCCCCGGCGUGCCGCUGCAGUCGUACAUCGAGGGCAUCAACCUCUUCUUCGCCGGCUCCGCCGUCUACACCGUCCUCGCAGUGUUUGCGGCGUACGAGAUCGUCGAGGACGCAAAGCUGUCUGGCCGCGAGGCGCCGCCCGCCAAGCUCGUGGAGCAGGCGCUCUACCUGCUCGGCUCGGUCUUCUUCCUCUUGGGCACCGCAGAGUUCACGCCGCCCGCCGAGUCGUCGGCCGAGGAUGCGGCCGUGAGCGUGAGCGUGCUCGGCCGCACCUUCUUCCUCGGCUCGGCGGCCUCCAUCCCCGAGGACACGCUCGCCAUGGGGGACGAGCUCUUCAUCCUCGGCUCCUUCCUCUUCUCGGUCGCCGCAUUCAUCUCGGCGAUCGACGUCUCGGGAGAGAGCACCGGCGACGAGGUCUCGGUGCUGCAGCGACGCACCUCCGUCGCCGUCGCCUCGCUCUUCGAGCUCGGCGGCUCGGGGGGGAGGAGCGCUGCUUCACGGCUAGGGAGUGCCGUGCGCCUAGGCACGCCCUGCUUCUACCCCGCCGGGCCGAUGGGGAUGAGCGCGUGCCCCGAGGGGACCGAGACGCUGACGAGAGUCGGCGCCGCGCUCUUCGUCGCCGGCUCCGCUCGCUCAUCAUCCUCGCCUUCGAGGCGUGGCUCACCUUCCGGGGAGACGAGCCGGGCCCCGACCCGGGCGCGGCGGGCGGCGUGGGCAGCCGGCAAGGAGGAGGGGCGGGGCUGCAGGCCGGCGUGCCGCCGACACGACACACAGUGGAGAGAUAGCAUAACUGAAUCAAAAGGCUGUGAAUCGUCUCGACACCACGCACGACGUGCGGCGAGCGUGUCAAGUCACAAGAGCACGUUUUUACACACACGUACGACAUAGGGCACAAACCCCCCAGUGCACGGGCGUCAUGCUUUUAUAAUUACCCCACCUACCUA
Molecule: messenger RNA, 1227 nt
Organism: Emiliania huxleyi CCMP1516
Lineage: Eukaryota; Haptophyta; Isochrysidales; Noelaerhabdaceae
Exons: 7
Coding region: 56-1171 (371 amino acids)
Source: RefSeq, a predicted model, not a curated record